AUGUCCACAAACACAGAGGAAUCUGACAUCAGUAUGAGUGAAGGUACGUAGCCAAUAUGAAUGCAUUAAAAGGAAUUUACAUGUCAGAAAACAAUACUAAUAUUGAAUAUACAUGUUUGAUACAUACUUGUAGGUCCAAUUCCAAGAGAAAAUCCAAUGUCCACAAACACAGAGGAAUCUGACAUCAGUAUGAGUGAAGGUACGUAGCCAAUAUGAAUGCAUUAAAAGGAAUUUACAUGUCAGAAAACAAUACUAAUAUUGAAUAUACAUGUUUGAUACAUACUUGUAGGUCCAAUUCCAAGAGAAAAUCCAAUGUCCACAAACACAGAGGAAUCUGACAUCAGUAUGAGUGAAGGUACGUAGCCAAUAUGAAUGCAUUAAAAGGAAUUUACAUGUCAGAAAACAAUACUAAUAUUGAAUAUACAUGUUUGAUACAUACUUGUAGGUCCAAUUCCAAGAGAAAAUCCAAUGUCCACAAACACAGAGGAAUCUGACAUCAGUAUGAGUGAAGGUACGUAGCCAAUAUGAAUGCAUUAAAAGGAAUUUACAUGUCAGAAAACAAUACUAAUAUUGAAUAUACAUGUUUGAUACAUACUUGUAGGUCCAAUUCCAAGAGAAAAUCCAAUGUCCACAAACACAGAGGAAUCUGACAUCAGUAUGAGUGAAGGUACGUAGCCAAUAUGAAUGCAUUAAAAGGAAUUUAAUGAUAUCAAUAAUUAAUAUCUAUUAUAUAAUGAUUUCUCAUUAUUGAAAUUAAAGGUGUCAAUCAUUUUAACACUAAUAUUGCAUACUUGUAGGUCUGGUAGAAUCGAGAGAAAAUUUGGAUUCAGCAAGCAACAUCGCAUCCACAUCCACCAGGACUGAAGGUAAUGUCAAAUUGUCAGUUGUGCUAGUUGUACAACAUACAAUAUUAAUAUUGUAUUUAUAUGUCAGCAUCAUAUUUCUGAAAUAGAAGUGCCUCUCCUUUUAGAACAAUUCUCGCAAAAAUCCAUUCACUGUCAGACCAGUUCUUGUUUAUCAAACAAAACUCCUCGAAAAAGAAAACUACGCCGGAUCAUCAACAAAAAGGAUCAGCACAUUCAUCGUCUAAAGAAGAGAAUAAACCCCAAGAAACACAAUAAUAAAUCAACAAAAGAGGCGCUUAAAAUUUUAGAGCCAAUUCUACCUUCUCCAAUACUAAAAUUCAUAGAAUCCCAGAUUGACCUCCACUCCAAAAAGUCAUCAAAGGGUCACAGAUACAGCACUGAUAUGAAAGCAUUUGCAAUCACCCUCUAUCACCUGAGCGAGAAGGCAUACAAGAUGGUCUCGAAGCUAUUCUGCCUGCCAUCAAAGUCAGCAUUGCUAAAAUGGGUAUCGAAAUUGCCAAACAGCCCUGGUUUGUCCAAGUCUGCCCUUGAUGUCCUUGCCACAAAAGUAAAUACAAUGAACGCCACAGGACGGCUAUGCCUCAUCUCAUUUGACGAAAUAUCGUUGAAGUCAAACAUCUUUUACCAAUCAAACACAGAUGAACUUGUAGGCCUUGAGGACUUUGGUGACGGAAUCAAAACCAACUGUGUUGCAUCCUCGGCAAUUGUCUUCAUGGCACGAGGUGUAGUUGACAAUUGGAAACAGCCUUUGGCCUAUUACCUGGACUCAUUAGAGUCCUGUAGCAGUAUAAAGGUGAGAGAAAAGUUGGAAGAACUGAUCGAUAAAGUUGAAAGCAUCGGACUAAACGUUGUUGGACUGGUAUCAGAUAUUGGAUCCAAUUUUCAAAAGUUGGUCAAAGAGAUGGGAAUUACCCCAGAGAAGCCGUGGUUUAUCCAUAAGGGAAAAAAGUUAUAUUACAUAUUUGACCCACCACAUAUUAUCAAAGCUGUACGAAACAAUCUAAUGAAAUAUGAUUACCACUUUGAGAAUAAAGUUGCAUCCUGGAGAGACAUUACAGCCAUUUACGAAAUUGACAGCAAGAACUCAAUCCGAUGCUGUCCAAAGUUGACAAACACUCAUAUUUCCCCAAAUGGAUUUCAGCGAAUGAAAGUAAAACUUGCAACAGAAGUGAUGAGCCACACAGUUUCUGCAGCUAUGUUGAUGGCUGUGAGCGGUGGUCUUCUUCCCCCUUCGGCUGCAGGGACAGCAGAACUAGUCGCAAAUUUUGACAAAAUAUUUGAUUCACUCAACAGCACAUCAUUUAAAAGUCACAAACCACACAACCGUCCAGUAACUGCAGAAUCCGACCAUUGCCAAUUCAUGAAUGAAAUGCGAACCUUCGUGAAAGGGAUAACGGUGAUAAACACGACAACUGGCAAAGAUGUGACCUCACAAUUGAAGUGCUUGAAAGCUUUGGAGAUGACCCUCAAUGCAACAAUCCUGUUAUGGAAUUCCCUGAAAUCAUCAAUCAAAUUCCUGUGUACUCGUCGUCUUAAUCAAGACCCACUGGAAAAUUUUUUCGGAUGCAUCAGGCAACAAGGCGGAAACUGUGACACACCGACACCUGUGCAGUUUACACGAGCAUUCAGAAAGCUUUUUUUCGACAACUUCCUCUCUCCAUCAAAUGGAAAUUGCACUGCAGACAUCGAUAAGAUGCUUGCUGGCCAUACAGCAUUGGAUUUGGGAAACAAAACCCAACUUUCGGGUUUGCAGCAAAGUAAACCACAAGGAUUAAACAUUGGGGAAUCAGAUUACCAGCUAGAAUCUGUCGAAGACUUGAUGUCAUCCAAUGCAAUCACUUAUGUGGCUGGAUACCUAUUGAAGAAGUGUUUCCAGCAACAUAAAUGCAAUGUUUGUUGGACAGCCCUCACCAACAAUGAACUUGAUAGUUCCGACCAACUGUUCUGCCACUUCAAAGCCUACAAUGAGAAUAAAGGUCCAUUUGGCUCUCUUGUUGUUCCAACAACUUCAUUUGUGCAAUACAUCACUAACAUUGAACAAGAAUUUAUUGGCGAGUUUUCAAAUUCAAUGACAACGAGUGGUGUCGGGAAACAUAUUGUUGAUGUUCUACCUGAAUUCACUGGAUCCAACUGUGCAGAAUUUCCUGGGAACUACUUAGUCCGAUUAUUUGUUAGAAUGCGUAUUUACUACGUAGUUAAAUUUAAAAACAGAGAACUGGCCCAAAAAAAGGGGGACAAAAAGAACAGGAAGUACUUUAAGAUUGCACAUCUUUAAUUUAAGACAGUCUUGAAAAUGUAUUGUUAACCAUAUUUGUUUCACAGUUAAGAUAUGACUUAUUUGUUAAAGUUUAUAAGAUUAAAGAGAAUAACUGAGCGACUACUGACUACUAUUAAAGAUUUAUGUUUAAUUUCCAUACCUUUUAUAUUAUUAAAUAUGGCCGUCCCCAUCCAUUUUAAAAAUACUUCAGGUUUACACUAAUCCAUUCAUGAAUGAUCACAGAGAAUGAGGGUUCCAAAAUCUCUCCAAAUAUCAACCAUAAAUAUGAUUUGUAAUGCUUUGUCAUUUCCCGCUCAAAAUAUAAACAUUGCACGCAUAAUUUGUACG
Messenger RNA from Paramuricea clavata, 3471 nucleotides. The record is from the annotation of a GenBank genome assembly. NCBI's taxonomy places the organism in Eukaryota, Metazoa, Cnidaria, Anthozoa, Malacalcyonacea, Plexauridae.